Trematosphaeria pertusa is the source of this 501-nucleotide messenger RNA. RefSeq lists its product as uncharacterized. The annotation marks the transcript as partial. NCBI's taxonomy places the organism in Eukaryota, Fungi, Ascomycota, Dothideomycetes, Pleosporales, Trematosphaeriaceae. The record is from RefSeq and is a predicted model, not a curated record. The transcript has a single exon.
ACAAUCACCCCACACGCCCAAUUCAGCUCCUCCGUCGGCGUCCUCGGCUGCAAAAUAAACAUCGACCGCGUCGCCUACUUCCCCGCCUACCCGCUCUGCACCAAGUACUGCGUCCGCGUCACCGCAAACGGCCGCUCCGUCACGCUGCUCCACAUCGACCACUCCGGAGGCGCGCACGACAUCAGCUACGACGCCUGGAACUAUCUGGUCACGGGCAAGUCCGCGCGCGAGGAUCCCACCUACGGCGGCGGCAUCCCCGGGUCCUGGGAGUACGUGGAGAACAGCGAGUGCGACGAUCUGAUUCCCACCGAGGGGCACAAGAUACCACUGAGUGCGUCGACAGCCGUGAUUUGGGGCCUGUCGUGUGCGCCGGGGACGGUGCAGUUCUGGAAUAUUGCCACGGCGCAGUGUACCCUGGGGGUGGACGAGAAGUGCGAGCCGCCGCCGCAGGGCGGGAACCAGCCGGUUUGUCCGUCGCAGCUGGGGACCCAGAACCCGUUG